This is a messenger RNA of Zingiber officinale, 871 nucleotides long. Its product is annotated as CASP-like protein 1D1. The transcript has 3 exons. The coding region runs from base 108 to 722 and encodes 204 amino acids. The record is from RefSeq and is a predicted model, not a curated record. NCBI's taxonomy places the organism in Eukaryota, Viridiplantae, Streptophyta, Magnoliopsida, Zingiberales, Zingiberaceae.
AGCUUCGUCUCUGCAGCCUCUCUUCCUAUUUAAAGAGCUCCCCUUUCCCUUCCGAUUCCAGCGACUCGCUAAUUAGUCCUUUGGGAAAGAGGAAAAGUGGUGUGGCCAUGGCGACGACAGAACAGAGCUCAUCCACCUACGGCAAGACGGGGCCGGAGACGGGCAACGGCGGAGCCGCCUUCGCGCACCGGCGUCCUCCGACCAACCUGUUCCGUGUUGAUUUCUUGCUGAGGCUGUUGCUGUUGGCGUCGUCGGUGUCGGCUCUGGUGGUGCUGGUGACGAGCAAUCAGAGCAGGGAUUUCCGGACCGGCCUCCCGCCGCCAUUGGCCGUCGUCUCCAGGGCGGCCAAGUUCCAGCACGUCCCUGCCUUCAUAUAUCUCUUGGCGGCCCUCUGCGUCUCCAGUCUGUACAGCUUCGUCACCAUGUUCGCCUCCUUCUUCUCCAUCUCGAACCCCUCGCCGUCCGCCAGAAUCCUCUUCCUUCUCAUCCUCUGCGACGCGUUGAUGGCCGGAGUGAUGGCGUCGGCGAUGGGGAGCGCCGGGUCGAUCGCGUACCUGGGGCUGAGGGGGAACUCGCACGCCAACUGGUUAAAGAUCUGCAACACCUACGGCAAGUUCUGCCGCCACAUCGGGAGCUCCGUCGCCGUCUCGCUCGUCGCCACCGUCGUCCUCGUCCAACUCGUCGUCCUCUCCUCCUACUCACUCUAUCGCCGGACUCUGUAGUUAAAACAUAUAUUUAAUUUAAUUACUGCACUUGGGUCGUUAAUUUUAUCUGUUAUUUUCUUAAGCAAUUGUAGCUAGCGAAUUAAAUUAACAGCGUGUUCUGUAUUUAGUAUGUAUACGGGUGGUUAAUUAUCUUCGGCGUUAAUCCA